Molecule: messenger RNA, 1967 nt
Organism: Pygoscelis adeliae (Adelie penguin)
Lineage: Eukaryota; Metazoa; Chordata; Aves; Sphenisciformes; Spheniscidae
Gene: GATB
Product: glutamyl-tRNA(Gln) amidotransferase, subunit B
Exons: 14
Coding region: 1-1626 (541 amino acids)
Biological process (GO): glutaminyl-tRNAGln biosynthesis via transamidation; mitochondrial translation
Molecular function (GO): glutaminyl-tRNA synthase (glutamine-hydrolyzing) activity
Source: RefSeq, a predicted model, not a curated record
AUGGGAGACAAAUUGUCACAACAACAGAGGGACUACGAAGUUCAGAUGGUGAAAAUCUUUGCAGGUUAUGGAUGUGAGAAUUGCAAUUACUUUUUAGAUGAUAUGGAGAAGCUUUAUUCUGUGGAUCUUGCUCCAUGGGUACCAGUUGUGGGUCUGGAAAUUCAUGCACAGAUCAGUUCCAACUCAAAGCUUUUCUCUGGUUCCCAAGUCCAGUUUGCAGCAGCUCCUAACUCUUUGGUAUCUUUCUUUGAUGCUUCUUUACCAGGAACUUUACCAGUUCUCAACAGGAGAUGUGUAGAAGCAGCAGUGAUGACAGGCCUGGCGCUCAACUGCAGCAUAAACAAGAGGUCCUUGUUUGACAGAAAACACUAUUUCUAUGCAGAUCUGCCUGCUGGCUAUCAAAUCACUCAGCAAAGAGUUCCUAUUGCGGUGAAUGGAAGUCUGUCAUACAGUCUCUGCAUAGACAACAAAAUGAGCCAGAUGGUGACCAAAACUGUGAGGAUUAAACAAAUUCAGUUGGAGCAAGACAGUGGAAAGAGUCUCCAUGAUGACACAAGGAACCAGACUCUCGUUGACUUGAAUAGGGCUGGUAGGCUUGGAUUAUUUUCCUGUUUUUUGGAGCCUGAUAUGUGCUGUGGGGAAGAAGCAGCUGCAGCAGUCAGAGAGCUUCAGCUCAUUCUUCAAACACUUGGGAGCAGCCAGGCAGUCAUGGCAGAGGGUCAGCUGAGAGUGGAUGCCAAUGUUUCUGUGCAUCACCCUGGAGAGCAUUAUGGAGUGAGGACUGAAGUGAAGAAUAUCAAUAGCCUACGAUUCCUGGCAAAAGCAGUAGACUAUGAAAUACAGAGGCAAAUUGAAGAACUUGAAAAUGGAGGAACAAUUCUGAAUGAAACAAGAGCCUUUGAUUCCAAGCUUGGGUGCACUGUACCAAUGAGAGACAAAGAAGGAAAACAGGAUUAUCGGUUCAUGCCAGAGCCAAACCUUCCUCCAUUGAUUCUGUACGAUGCUAAAUCUUUGCCAGCUAAUAUGAACCAUCAGCAAGUGGUAAACGUUGAUUGGAUUCAUGAGAGACUUCCUGACCUCCCCAGUGUGAAGAGAGCAAAGCUUGUUGAACGGUAUGGGAUUCUUCCUGAACACAGCUUCACCUUAUUGAAUGAAGACGGAUUAACAGAAUUCUUUGAAAAUGUGGUAAAACAGACCCAGAUGAAGCCAAAGAAAGUGAUCGGCUGGAUUCUAAAUGACCUGCUCAGUUAUUUGAAACAACAUUCCCUUAUAGUAAAGGAAAGCCCAGUCAGUUCUUUUCUCCUGGCUGACCUUCUGAACCUUCUAGAAAAAAAAGAAAUUUCUUCUACAGCAGCAAAGCAGGUGCUUGCGGAAUUGUGGAAGGGAGAAGGGAAGACUCCUUUUGAAAUUGUUAAAGAGAAGAAACUUGAACUGAUACAGGACCAAAAAGAGCUUGAACAGAUCUGCCAGGCGGUGAUUGAUGGACAAGAAAAUGAGGUUAUGGCGAUAAAAGCAGGAAAUCAAAAAGUUCUAAAUAAGUUAAUUGGCCUGGUACAAAGAGAAACACAAGGACGAUCCAAUCCUGUUCUGGUGAAGCAAUUACUAGAGAAGAAGCUGUCGGAGUAGCCACAAGAGAAAACCGCCCAAGUGUCUACAGAAAGCACGUGCUUCGUUCUGUCUGGUUCACUGCAAAUGAACUUUGGUGCCUCCUCGUGUCUCAUCAGGAUUGUUGGUUGUACUUCAAGCGGCAUUACGUCCUAGCCUUCCCCGGAUGCAUCAGCCAAAGGCAGAUGAGCAAAAGAAUAGCAGGAGAUGAUACAGUCAUUUGCAUCUCCCUCACUUCGGUGUGGCACUCGGAAAUGUGAUUUCCACACAGCCAUGGGAAACAAGUUCCCAGAGGUAGCUGUGAGUGCGCAGAGAGCUGAAGCUGCAGUGGUUAGUUUUGUAAUAAAGCAAGUGUAAACUCA